Molecule: messenger RNA, 1443 nt
Organism: Nicotiana tabacum (common tobacco)
Lineage: Eukaryota; Viridiplantae; Streptophyta; Magnoliopsida; Solanales; Solanaceae
Source: RefSeq, a predicted model, not a curated record
AUGAGUUCUUCACCACAAUCAGCUGAAACUCUAGCUUAUGGUACUCCCACCACCAAUGUUUCUGCACCUGGAGUUACCACUGUUUCAGGAGUGAUUGACUCUACUCACCCUUACUACCUUCACCCUUCUGACUCUCCAGGGAUGAACCUUGUAUCCUCAUAUUUUGAUGGAAAAGGAUAUGGAGGUUGGAGAAGGGCAGUUAUCAUUGCCUUGUCUGCAAAGAAUAAACUGGGAUUUAUUGAUGGUUCUCUUAUCUCUCCAAAAACUGAUUCUGCAAUCCAGCAAGCCUGGGAAAGAUGUAAUAAUAUAGUACUCUCAUGGCUACUCAACUCCUUGUCCAAAGAGAUAGCUGAGAGUGUUCUCUUUUCACAGAGUGCAAAUGAUCUAUGGAGUGAUCUGGAAGACAGAUUUGGCCAGGCAAAUAGAGCAAAGUUAUUCCAAUUACAAAAGGAAUUAAGUUCAGUAGUACAUGGAAAUUCAAGUGUAUCAACUUACUUCACCAAAAUGAAGAGCCUAUGGGAUGAACUAGAUGCACUCAACACUUUUUCUGUUUGUGUUUGUGAGUGUGAGUGUUGGGCAAAAGUGAAGAGCUUGAAGGCACAUCAAGAUGAGAGACUACUACAGUUCCUAAUAGGACUGAAUGACAUAUUUAUUGGGAGGGAGAUACAUGCUACCCCUGCAUACCCAGGGGAAUCUGCCUCAUUCAUUGCUACAAACCAAUCAGGAAACUUCAGGAAGUUUAAUGAAAACAGGAUGCAGAAAACAAGUUUUGAAUUUAAGAAAAAUGCAGGAAUUUGUUCCUAUUGCAAAAAGCAUGGACAUAGCAUAAACAAGUGCUAUAGGAUUCAUGGGUUUCUAGCUGACUUCAAGUUCACAAGGCAGAAAAGGUUUCAGGUAGGUACCGAGGCAAACAAUGCUUUCCUCUCAAAUGAGGAUAGUGAACAUGGAGCAGAAAAUACUAUAGGAGUUCAAAAUCUCACCAAGGAAAAUGUGGCUGAGCUGCUGCAGCUUCUUCAGCAAAUGAAAAUGGGACAAAACAGUGCAGGAACCUCUAAUGCUGCAGCAAAAGUGAUCUGUGCUGGUAUGACCAAUUUCUCUGAAGAUAUUACCUAUUUGAAUCAAAUCAGUAAUGAUUCUUGGAUAUUAGAUAGUGGAGCAACAAAACAUAUGUCUUUCAACAAAGAAUUUUUCACAAAUUUAAAAACCUUGCCAAAACCUCUCAUGGUCAAACUCCCUAACUCUUACAGAGUUAAAGUCACUCAUUCAGGAACUGUGCGCCUUUUGCCUAAUCUGUUUCUGCAGAAUGUUCUUUAUAUUCCAUCUUUUAAAUCUGUUGUUUGUGCACAAGUUGUGCGAACAACUCAAGCAAUAUGUUUUAUUCACUCCCUUUUCUUGUUUUCUUCUACAGGGCCCUUCAAUGAAGAGUCUACUGGAGAUUGGUAA